Striga asiatica is the source of this 420-nucleotide messenger RNA. The record is from the annotation of a GenBank genome assembly. NCBI's taxonomy places the organism in Eukaryota, Viridiplantae, Streptophyta, Magnoliopsida, Lamiales, Orobanchaceae.
AUGGCGAUCAAGAAAUCGAACAAGCAAACCCAAACCACGGUUUUGAAACACAUCGUGAGAAGAUGUUCGAGUUUGGGCAAGAAAAAUGGGUACGGUGAAGAUGGGCUCCCGUUAGACGUGCCAAAAGGGCAUUUUGCGGUGUAUGUGGGCCAAAAUCGAGCCCGGUACAUUGUACCCAUCUCGUUCUUGGGCCGGCCGGAAUUCCAGGGCCUUCUCAGACGGGCCGAGGAGGAAUUUGGGUUCGACCAUGACAUGGGUUUGACCAUCCCUUGUGAGGAGGUUGACUUUCUUACUCUAACUUCCAUGCUGAGGCCCUGUUUGGGUGAUUUGUGUGUUGUUGAUGCUAACCUGAGAUGUAAAGGAGGUUCCCAGUGUUUGUUUCCUCUGAGGUGUUUUGUUACACCUGUGAGAGAUUCUUAA